AUGGGGUCUACACGAAGACUCUGUUUGCUGGCUCUCGCCUGCUUGCUUCUCGUCACCGUUUCAUUCGGUGAGCCAUUGAGGCGUUUGAAGAAAACGAACAACAGUGUGAAAGGUCCAGCUCCAUUCGGCGACACGCAGUAUCGCCCUGGACAGGCCGGACCUCAGGGGGAACGCGGGCCCCAAGGACCACCGGGUCUAGACGGAGAAAUGGGGCCACCUGGGCCACCGGGACCGCCUGGCCCCGCAGGAUCAAAUGGUCCUGAGGGCCCGCCCGGCCCACCCGGUCCACCCGGAGUCGACGGACGCAUGGGCCGCGAUGGAGAACCCGGAUUGCCUGGACCGCAGGGUGAUAUGGGUCCGCCCGGUCCCAUGGGCCCAACCGGUCCCCCUGGUGCAAAAGGCCCCACGGGUCCUCAGGGUUCCAAGGGCGAGCGCGGUGAUCAGGGUCGUGACGGACCUGAGGGUAUGCGUGGGGAGACAGGUCACCAAGGUCCGGGUGGUCGUGCGGGUCCACGAGGAACACGAGGACCAGCAGGACCUGUUGGAGCUCAAGGACCCCGUGGUCCAGACGGAGCCGACGGAAUGGGGUUGCCUGGUCGUGAUGGGGCCCAAGGUCCAAAGGGUGAGCCUGGACUGCGAGGUCUUGCAGGAUCUCCGGGUCCACAGGGCCCACGAGGUGUUUCUGGUCCUGCUGGAGCUUCUGGAGAAGCCGGUCCGAAGGGUCCAGUCGGCAGCCCCGGACCUGUUGGCUCUCCUGGACCCACUGGUAAUCAAGGCCAUCCUGGACCUAUCGGACCUCGAGGCCCCACUGGCCCACCUGGUCCAAUGGGUCCUACUGGACCACGUGGUCCACGCGGACGUGCCGGACAGAAGGGUGCAAUGGGUCCGCCAGGUGCUCCAGGCGCUCCCGGAGCUCCUGGAAGUGACGGUCGCCCUGGACAGCCAGGUGCUUCGGGACGACAGGGUCCCCGUGGACGUACUGGUCCGCGCGGUGAAGCAGGUCCUGCAGGGCCCGACGGUUCUGAUGGUAAAACCGGCCCCAUCGGCCAUCCUGGUCCAGACGGAAAGGAGGGAGCGCCCGGACCUCAGGGCCCCCAGGGUCCACGUGGUUUUCCUGGUAAAUCUGGUGAAGACGGUGUCCCUGGCCGUCCCGGCGUCUCUGGUCCUUCUGGUGAACAAGGCGCACGGGGUCCUCCUGGUCCACAAGGCGAGCAUGGAACUCCCGGUCCCAACGGUCCAGUGGGUCCCAAGGGAGACCGAGGUGACAAAGGGCCCACUGGUCCGGCGGGUAUACAAGGUGAGACUGGUCCUUCUGGACCCCGAGGAAGGCCUGGUCGUCAAGGUCCCAAGGGUGGACAGGGCCCCAUGGGUCCCGACGGACCUGCCGGACCUCGAGGUCCACGCGGCCCGAGUGGUGAGCCUGGAGACGACGGUAAAGAAGGCGAGCCUGGCAGGGACGCUGAAGAUGGACCAGCUGGACCCCGGGGUCGUCCUGGUCCUGCCGGUGACCGUGGUGAGGCUGGUCCACCGGGUCCCGCUGGCACUCCCGGUGAACCUGGAGUCAAGGGUGAUGCUGGUCCCAUGGGUCCUAUGGGAGUCAUGGGUGCUGCAGGUCUUCCUGGUGUACCUGGCGAAGAUGGAGCUCAAGGUGCCCGCGGCUACAAAGGUGACCGUGGACGUCAAGGCGCACGUGGUCUUCCAGGCAAGCACGGUGAACCUGGACCCCGCGGUCCAUCAGGGAAGGAGGGUCCGCCUGGCUUCCUCAGGAUAAUUGGGAGAAGUAUCGGUGUGUCCGGACCUCCAGGUGAGACUGGUGCUGUGGGACCUACAGGACCUAAGGGUCGUGCAGGGAUGCAAGGCGUUCAGGGACAACCAGGUCCACCAGGAGCUCCUGGAGCAGCAGGAAGUCGAGGUGUACCGGGUGCCAAGGGUCCCAAUGGCAAUCCUGGUCGGGAUGGUCCUAGCGGAACGCCUGGACUGCCUGGUCCUGCGGGGCUUAGUGGGGCUUCUGGUCCUGCUGGUCAGCCUGGACCACGUGGGAAACCAGGUCUUCCUGGUUCUCCUGGUUUCGAUGGCAUUCCUGGUCUGCGUGGUAUGACCGGAUCAAGCGGAAAGCCCGGUCCUACUGGUAGGGUCGGAGAGCCUGGAGAUAGGGGUCCUCCCGGACCAAUUGGUCCUGCUGGACGUGAUGGAGCCCCCGGGCGUGAAGGUGCUCAGGGUGACCAGGGAGCCACCGGUGAACCCGGUCCCAUGGGGGACAAGGGUCCCCAAGGAGGUGUUGGUCGAGACGGUCCAAUGGGUUCACAGGGCAUGCGUGGAGCCAAUGGCAGUCCGGGCGCUCAGGGACCUCCUGGCCCAGAGGGUCUUCCUGGACCGCAGGGUCCCCAGGGUCCCACUGGUGACCAAGGUCCGCAAGGUCCGCCUGGUCCUCAGGGUCGCAAAGGUCCAGUCGGUGAGGAGGGUCCUGAAGGAUCCAUCGGUCCCGACGGUCCUAUUGGACCUGAGGGUCCAGUUGGAGAGGUUGGUGAUGCUGGUCUUCCCGGCUUCCGUGGUCCUCGUGGUGUACGGGGCGUAACCGGUUCCAUCGGCUUGGAGGGUCCAGUUGGUCUGCCGGGCCGUCAGGGUGCACCUGGUGCUCGUGGCCGUGCUGGCAAGCCCGGAGCUCCCGGAGCCCAGGGAGAAGUUGGUCCCCCUGGUGAACCCGGUGCCGAUGGAAAGGACGGAAGUCCCGGACCUGAAGGUCUUCCAGGCCCUCAGGGCCACCCUGGCUGGAUGGGACCUCCAGGCUUGCCUGGCGAACAGGGAGACGACGGACCCCGUGGUGACACUGGUGAGGCAGGUCCUGAUGGAAAUCCUGGUCCAGCUGGUGAGGCUGGUCUCAUCGGCCCGCGAGGAAAGACUGGCCCCAAGGGACCCCGUGGAGACCCCGGACUUCCAGGCCCUCAAGGUCCAACUGGUCGUGAUGGUCCUCGAGGUCCACCUGGACCUGUUGGCCCACCCGGCCCUCCGGGUCCUCCUGGUCCACCUGCCGUCAAGAUGCCUAUGAUGACGUCACCCACCAAGGGCAACAUCAUGUAUUCGGACGCUGCUGCCAUCGCUCAGGUCUUCGGUGUUGAAUCCAUCUCAGUUCCACUGGGUACUCGUGACGUCCCUGCGCUCACGUGCAGGGAUCUUGCCAAGUCUCAUCCUAAUUUGCAGGAUGGCCUCUAUUGGGUGGAUCCAAACGGGGGUGGUCCGGAAGACGCAAUUCAUGUCUACUGCAACUUCAAGACAAAAGAGACUUGCAUCGAUUCCAAUCAGGCUGUCUACUCAGCGGGUGCGGAAAAGCAGAGUUCGACUGAUGAUUUUACGUGGCUGGGUGAAGUGGCGGACUACGGCAACCUCCUCUAUAAAGUUGAAGGUACCCAACUGGUCAUGCUGAAAGCGCGCUCUUUGGGCGCACACCAAACUCUGACUGUCUCCUGCGCCAAGGGCCUCAAACUCUACUCAGACAACGAAAUUGAACUAACCUCCAACGAAGUCCAUGCCAAAUUCAGUGUCACCUCUAACACUUGUCAGAACAACUCUGGCCUUCCUAAAGAAGUAGUGUUGGAUGUGUACGGGCCACCACUUCGUCUGCCAGUGCGUGACGUGGCCUUCGCCGUGGCAGAGGCCAAGAUGAAUGUUCGAGUGGGUCAGGUGUCUAAGUGGGCAAUGAGGUGUCCUCAGUUAGUUGACUCUCAAGAUCUCAACUUGACUCGAUUAAGGUUCCACAGCAACGGCAGCUAUUUUAUAAUUUGCGGGGUCUUUGUUGAUCCUAUGGAGGUAUGCCAUUACACGGGUAACAUGGAUUUAAAGGUGACACGGCUGAUUGAGGGGCGAAGAGAUAAAGAGGGAAUUGGCAAUAUUCCGCUUCACGACUACAAGGAUGUCAAAAAUUGGUUAGGAGACCACGAGGUCAACUUCAACUUCAGAGCUUGCCAGAGGUCGAGAACCGGGCUGUAUUACGAACGCACGUGA
Messenger RNA from Echinococcus granulosus, 3999 nucleotides. Its product is annotated as Collagen alpha-1(XXVII) chain. The coding region runs from base 1 to 3999 and encodes 1332 amino acids. The transcript has 11 exons. Gene Ontology annotation, molecular function: extracellular matrix structural constituent. NCBI's taxonomy places the organism in Eukaryota, Metazoa, Platyhelminthes, Cestoda, Cyclophyllidea, Taeniidae. The record is from RefSeq and is a predicted model, not a curated record.